UAUUUAUCCUAAUCAUAUGAUGGUUAGGUAUAUCUUUGCCAAGACGAAGUGGUAAUCUCUGUCAUUAUUAUACAGGGACUUUACAGCAGUCACCUCUCUGUCAUUAUUGUACAGGGACUUUACACCAGUCACCUCUCUGUCAUUAUUAUACAGGGACUUUACAGCAGUCACCUCUCUCUAUUCUCUUUGAUUUCAUAAAACAAGUGUAAGUUUUGCUUUAAUUGCUACCAAAUGUUAAACACUACCAUGCUUUCUCAAGAUUUGAUUGAUAAGCACUCUAUGUACUUGAACUAUAUUAAACCAUCAGAGACUGUCGACAUCGCUACAGCCGAGUAUACCGACAAUACAGAGGAGUUUACCCACGGACUAGGAACAUUACAACCCAUGGACCACAAAACUCAAAUCAAUACUCAUCAUUCUAUUGAGGGCAUCUUAGCUGGACGUAAAGAAAUGGACAGAUUACACAAAGAAUUUAUUGACCAUACAACUAAGAAUUCAGAAACCUCUCCGGAAAACAAAAAUAAAACACCAAAGUUGGAUAAAGGAGUUUCUAAGGAUCUAAAUUCAUCGACUGAUAGUUUGUCUCGGAAGUCAGAUUCGACGGAGGACGAAGACGAAAAUAUAAAGAAAGAAGAUGACAAUGACGCUAGAAAUAAAAAGAGACGAAAUAGGACGACAUUUACAAGUUUUCAGUUAGAGGAAAUGGAACGUGUGUUCCAAAAGACUCAUUACCCAGAUGUAUAUGCGCGGGAACAGUUGGCGCUUAGAUGUAACUUAACAGAAGCCCGAGUACAGGUCUGGUUCCAGAACAGAAGAGCAAAGUGGAGGAAGCGAGAACGUUAUGGCCAGAUCCAGACUAUGAGAGGCAUGACAUCCGGACCGUUUGACAUGGGACUAGGUAGACCAGAAUCAUAUUCUCAGAUACAACACAAUCCAUGGAUGGGAGGACACCAGAUGCCAUACGCAAUGCAGAAUUCUAAUUGUAUGGUAAACCAUUCACAAGUUCCUAGUUUUAUGAACCUUGCUCAUCAGGGACACUUCCCGUCACCCCAGACCGGGCUUCAUCAAUCACCCAUCUCAUUAAACGGUACCCAGUCGCCAUCGUUUGAAUGUGAGCCUACCGAACGGCGGAGUACCAGCAUAGCUGCCUUACGAUUAAAAGCACAUGAACAUAGUGUUGCAAUGGGUUUAUUUAGUGCGUACGGAAAGUAAACAAAAUAUAAUACAAUGUUAUGUGCACAAACAAAUACACUAAUUAUUUAAUCAUUGUGUUAAUUAACUAUCUGUGAAGCGAUAAAUAAUAUUCUAGUUCAGCAAACAAUGGUGCUAUUUAUAUAUAUAUAUAUUGUAUAUAUUGAGUAAUGGAGUAUGAGGUGGAAAGGCCAUGAUUGUAUUGGCGAAAAAUGAGGAGAAACUUUCAUUGGUGUUUUAUAAGAUGUCAGAAGAUAAUGAAACAUUAUCGAAAAAUUGACAUUGAAAUUUGAAACUAUAGAAAUGUAAAGUCUUUCAAUGACCGAACUGCAAAUGUUAAGUUUCUAACUUGAUCUAAAAAGCCUAUAUAUACGGGUCUGUCAUGAUAGAAUAUUAUGGUCUGUUCACCAAUGUUAUUUGUUUACGACUUUUGUUUCAUUUGAAGAUUUAGCAUUAGUAAACGUUCACAUGAUGGAAUGCAGGUUUGAGACGUUAUCAACCAACAGCUUUCUUUUGAAAAUUCUUUUGAUAUGCAACUGUAACACCAUGCGAGGAGAACUUCCAGCAUUGCAAAACUAUUAUGUAUCUUCAAUUAAAACACCGAACCACUCAACAUUAGUGCUUUUGUCAAUAAAUUGAGUUUGAGAAGGAAUGAUAGAAUUAGUGAUGACAUUAGCUAAUUAGAGAAAGGAGUUUACUGGAGAACGAUCGCAUACCAGAGUAGUAGAUAUAUAAUCAUCAUGUUUCCAUGUGUUUAUUGGUAUAAAUUGUGUAAAUUACAUCUACUAAUGAACUUAUAAACAUUACUUAUGUUGGGGAUAUCUCUAUGAUUGUGUUAAACAUUACUUAUGUCGGGGAUACCUCUAUGAUUGUGUAAAUACCGUAUAAUACAUUUAUUGAUGAUAUUAAAUUAUCUACUUGAAUAAAGAUUUUAUAGUUGAUUUUGUCGUCAAACGGA
Messenger RNA from Mytilus trossulus (common blue mussel), 2149 nucleotides. RefSeq names its product ALX homeobox protein 1-like. Gene Ontology annotation, molecular function: DNA-binding transcription factor activity, RNA polymerase II-specific; RNA polymerase II transcription regulatory region sequence-specific DNA binding. The record is from RefSeq and is a predicted model, not a curated record. The coding region runs from base 232 to 1212 and encodes 326 amino acids. NCBI's taxonomy places the organism in Eukaryota, Metazoa, Mollusca, Bivalvia, Mytilida, Mytilidae. The transcript has 4 exons. Gene Ontology annotation, biological process: regulation of transcription by RNA polymerase II.